This is a messenger RNA of Meloidogyne enterolobii, 780 nucleotides long. NCBI's taxonomy places the organism in Eukaryota, Metazoa, Nematoda, Chromadorea, Rhabditida, Meloidogynidae. The record is from the annotation of a GenBank genome assembly.
AUGUCACAACCGGCGAAACGUGUUGCUGUUAGCUCUGUAAAUUGGGCGAAAUUGGCUGAGAGAUUAGUUCCAGAACAUAAGAAAGAAUUGGAUCGUUUGAAAAUGCAGAACUCUUCAUUUCAUGCCGAGGUUGUUCAGCGUGAACAAGAUCUUCCAAAAGUUGAUUGGGCCGAAUUGAAAAAGCAAAUGCCUGAACAGUCGGCUGCGCUUGAUACUCUUAAAAAACAAUGGGAAUCGCUGAAUAUCUCUUAUGGAACUAUUCCAGAAAAUUUUCAAAAGGAAAUUGACAAAUGGAUUCAAUAUAAUCAAGCACGUUUACAAUUUACCGAGCAGAAGAUAAAGGACGGACUCGAUCGUGUUAAGAAGGUUGAGGAGAAAUGGGCCAAAGCGCCACCAGUUGAGCAUAUGUAUCUAAAUUUCCACCACAUCACUUUCUUUCCGCAUGAAUUUGGAUAUGCAGAGAAACAUGGUUAUGCUGAUUGGCGUAUCCAUCACGAUGAUGGUGAAUGGCGUUAUUUCGAUUUAUUCUUUAAAGAACAAAAUGCCGAUGAGGAGUCUUACUAUCGUCGCCGCUAUCAUGAUUAUAAUGUCUAUCCGGCUGCUGGUAAUCCACUAACUGGUCUUGGAAUUCCUGAUGGAUCUGGACAGCCAAAAGAGCCAAAGCAUUGGCCUGUUCCGUUGACUGAAUUGGGCCGUAAUUAUGUUAAGCAAUUGAAGGAACGUAAGAGACAGGAGAAAUUGGCGGGUACUGCUGUUCCUGUUCGUGUAGACGAUCAUUGA